GGAAGUGGUGCGGGACCACAUCGAAGGCCUUGCUCAAGUCCAGGCAGAUGACAUCAGUUGUCCCCCUGGAGUCCAUCAGUGCCAUCUCUGCAUCACAAAAAGCCACCGCGUGGCUCAGGCACGAUCUGCCCUCGGUGCCGCCCUGCUGGCUGUCCAGGAUCGCUUCUCCAUCCCUCAGCUGCCUCCACAUCUCUUCCAGGAAGAUCUGCUCCAUCACCCCAAAUACACACGAGGUCACCGUGACUUACGCACGAGGCAGGUGUAGCGUGGAAACUUCUCACUCUGAACAGAAGCCAAGCUGAGGACACGACGCGCUCGUUGGAGGGAUUUCCCACCCUGUGUCCUGCGCAGCGCAGACAAAGCAAGGUCUCCUCUCUAAACAGGCGACUCUUGGAUGUGUUCUGGGACAGCGCACCCCAAUGGGACACGGCCAACACACUUCUUUCUUAACGUUCUUUAUUGCUGCAGCACAAACCUGGACAGCCACAGCGGAUGGAAGCAGCGCUUGGACAGGAGUGGACUGCGGCGCCUGCAGUGGCACCGUGCUGAUACACAACAGUCCGUGUGUGGAACUGUCUGGAGACGGGGAGGGGAAGAGAACGGGAGGGGAUGGAGAGGGGAAGAAAAGAGAACGGGAGGGGGAGCCCCAAAGGCUCUGUCCUUGCAGUGACUUCGUGCCCCCCGUGCCGCUCCGUUUUGCUCACCCACCUGCUCCUGGUGCUCGCCACGGAGCAGCAGCAAACUUAGAGCAAGUUGUGGCCAUCAGGAGGAAGAGUAUGAGGCGGGCAGAGGCCAUAGCUCCCCACACUCGUCCCAUGCUGUCACCAGCAUGACUACAGCCACAGCAAGUUGAUGACAUGGCAGGCACAGAGCAGUGCCUGUGACACCACGGGACAGCGUCACAGAGGGGCACUGUGAGCUCAGGGCAGAGGGGCUGACCCCAGCGCUCACGGAACCCCCCACUGCCACUCUCGAGCUGCCACGGCAGGUAAGGCAGCAGGCUCCUCCUGCUCCUGGCACUGCGGCCCUCCAGGGGGUCCCAGUGCCCCACAUCUCACCCCGGCGCCCAUUUGGGCAUUUCCCCACAGAGAGAAUUCCUCCACGGACGCUGACGGUGCUUCCGACACCUGACGCCAUUUUAUUUGGAGCCUUUGUGCCCCCACCGGCCACUGCUGCCAUGCAGACCACCAUUGGCGGAGCAGUGCCCGUAUCCUUCCAGCCCAUCCCUGCCCCCAAUGUCACCUCCAUGGUGCCUCAGGCCUCUGUCCAGCCGGGGGUACCGGGUGUGCAGGGACAGGGAGCGCAGCUGCCACCUGGGGCGAUGCCUCAAACUGUGCUUCAACUGCCAGCUGGGGCAAUGCCCGCAGCAGUGGUUCAGCUGCCACCUGGGGCAAUGCCCCAAACUAUGGUUGAGCUGCCCCUUGGGGCAAUGCUCUAUACUGGGGGUCAGCUCCCACCUGAGGGGGUACCCCAAACUGUGGGCCCACUCCCACUGCAGGGGGUAGCCCCAGUGGUGGGUCCGAUCCCACCUCAGGGGCUGCCCCCAACGCUGGCUCAGCUCCCACCACCUGGGGCAAUGCCCCCAACUGUGCUUCAUCUGCCACCUGGGGCAAUGCCUGACAGUGUGAUUCAGCUCCAAUCUGGGGAGAUGCACCCACCUGUCGUUCAGCUCCCACCUGGGGCAAUGCCCCAAACUGUGGGCCCGCUCCCACCUCAGGGGGUAGCCCCAGUGGUGGGUCUGAUCCCACCUCAGGGGCUGCCCCCAACAGUGGGUCAGCUCCCACCUGGGGCAAUGCCCCCAACUGUGCUUCAGCUGUCACCAGGGGCAUUGCCUGGAAGUGUGCUUCAGCUGCCAGCUGAGGCAUUGCCCCAAACUGUGGGACAACUCCCAAUUCAGGGGGUGCCCCCAACAGUGGGUCAGCUCCCAAUUCAGGGGGUACCCCAAACUGUGGGCCCGCUUCCAUCUCAGGGGGUUCCCCCCACUGUGGGCCAACUCCCACCUCAGGAGGUGCCCCCAAUUGUGGUUCAGCUCACACCUGAGGGGCUGUACACAAUUGUGGGUCAUCUGCCACCCGGGGAGAGGCAGUUACCCCUCCUCCAGCUCCUACCCGGCGGGAUGAAGCCGGGUAUGCCUCCCCCCAAUGCCCCUGCCCACUGCUGGCAACAUCCCCGGCUGGCAGGGAAGCGGCAGCGGCAGCGCCAGCAGCCGAUGGGGCUGCGGCCUGGGGCCGUGUGCCGUGGGAAGCCCCCGCAGCCCGCAGGCAGCUGCCCGCUGCAGGCCCCCGGCCGCCCCGGCCCCUCCACAGUCCUCCGAGCACCUCCAGUGCAGCUGCGGGUGCUCCCCGGGCCCUGCACCCUGCCCGCCAGCUGGGAGCAGGCGACGGGGCCCUUUGCAGAUGCCGUGGCGCACACCCAGGAGCAGCGGCACCCAGCGCCCACCAACGUGUGCCCCCAUCCCGCCACGGCUCCGCUCGGCUGCAGCAGCGCAGCGCUGGAAUCAGGAGGUGAGUUUGGGGGCUGCGCAGCGGGCGGCAGGCUGUCCGCACCGGGUGGCUGUGGGAAAGCUGGCAUUGCCCCACUGGGGAUGUUCUUGCUUUUCCAGCAGCGACAAUGAGCUCAGACGUCCCGGAGGACAUCAGCGACAUCCACUGCCUCCUGACUUGGAUGAACAACGAAGCGAUGAGUCUUCGCGAGGUCCCCCAGCCCAGCAACGACCUGCUGUGGAGGCAGCCCGAGCCGGCCGAGUGCCCAGCGCUCGCCCGCACCACCACAGGGCACGAGCAGCGCACUGGCAGCAUCCAGGCCCCAAAGAGGAAGCUGCCGCAGGGCCGGGAUGCUCCAGAAGCGAAACGCCGGCGCUAGGCGAGGCUGGGUGGGCUCAGCACAAGCGGGAGCGCCCGCAGAAACCGUGCCUGGAGCCCUGGGCUCCUCGCCGGCCCCCGCGGCACACACAGAGCAGCGGCAGUGCUCCAGGGGCACCAGCACCGGCCCCGGCCCUACCCCUCCAAACCUGGGCUGUCCACCACCACCACCGUGCACUGUGACCUCCGUUACAUCACCUUAUCUUAUGUUAUGUUAAAUUAUGUUAUGUUAUGUUAAAUUAUAUUACAUUAAAUUACAUUAAAUUAUUGAAUGGUUUGUAUUCACUUUGCUACCCCUCUGCCUGCAGUGGUUCCUGCAGCACCAAAGCCCCCCCGCACCCCAAUGCCCACCUCCAGGGAUGUUGGUGUGGUUGCAGUGAGCCGAGAGCUGCCGCUCCUGCAGCUCCUCCUGACUGAUGGUCUUCAUCACCAUCACUGCUGCCUCAGCUCCCCCUCUGUGAACACCUUCCCCCACAUCUGAUCCAAAUCUCCCUAUCACUGGGAUAGGCUCCCCAGGGAGGUGGUUGAGUCACCGUCCCUGGAUGUGUUGAAGAGCCGUUUGGAUGUGGUGCUCGGAGAUAUGAUUUAGCGGAGGGUUGUUAGAAUUAGGGGACUAUGGUUAGGCUGCGCUUGGACCUGAUGAUCUCUGAGGUCCUUUCCAACCUGAGUAAUUCUAUGAUUGUAUGAUUCUUUCUCCAUAGCAGAGGUGCUGCAGCCUCUGAGCGAAGCAGCUGGAGAAAACCGUUUCCUCUUCUCAUUUGGGUCGAUGUAGGGCAUGCAAGAGGCAAAUCAUAGAAUCAUAGAAUCGCUAAGGUUGGAAAAGACCCACAGGACCAUCCAGUCCAACCAUCCGUCCUUCACCAAUGGUUCCCGCCAAACCAUGUCCCUCAACACAACAUCCAUACGCUCUUUGAACACCACCAGGUUGGGUGACUCCACCACCUCUCUGGGCAGCCCAUUGCAGUGCCUGACCACCCUUUCAGAGAAGUAGUAUUUCCUAACGUCCAGCCUGAAUCUUCCCUGACGCAGCUUGAAGCCAUUCCCUCUCAUCCUAUCACUGUCACCCGACAGAAGAGGCCGACACGCAGCUCACUACAGCCUCCCUUCAGGCAGUUACACAGAGCAAUAAGGCCUCCCCUGAGCCUCCUCUUCUCCAGACUGACCAACCCCAGCUCCUUCAGCCGCUCCUCAUAAGGUCUGUGCUCCAGAGCCCUCACCAGCUGUGUUGCCCUCCUCUGGACACGCUGCAGGGCCUCCAUAUCUUUUUUACAGUGAGGGGCCCAAAAGUGGACACAGCACUCGAGGUGCGGCCUCACCACUGCUGAGUACAGGGGGACAAUUACCUCCCUGUUCCUGCUGGCCACACUGUUUCUGAUACAAGCCAGGAUGCCGUUGGCCUUCUUGGCCACCUGGGCACACUGCUGGCUCAUGUUCAGUCUGGCGUCAGUCAACACCCCCAGGCCCAUUUCCUCUACACAGUCUUCCAGCCACUCUGCCCCAAGCCUGUAGCGUUGCCUGGGGUUAUUGCGGCCAAAGUGCAGGACCCGGCAGUUGGUCUUGUUGAAUCCCAUCCCAUUGGCUUCAGCCCGGCUGUCCAACCUAUCCAGAUCAACUCCCCCUCUGAACGCACCCCCUCGGCUUUGUUGAACGCCCACCCCACAGCCCAUCCUUUGAACCCACCUCCCUCUGAGUCAGAGGGAAGGAAGUGGUGCGGGACCACAUCGAAGGCCUUGCUCAAGUCCAGGCAGAUGACAUCAGUUGCCCCCCUGGAGUCCAUCAGUGCCAUCUCUGCAUCACAAAAAGCCACCGCGUGGCUCAGGCACGAUCUGCCCUCGGUGCCGCCCUGCUGGCUGUCCAGGAUCGCUUCUCCAUCCCUCAGCUGCCUCCACAUCUCUUCCAGGAAGAUCUGCUCCAUCACCCCAAAUACACACGAGGUCACCGUGACUUACGCACGAGGCAGGUGUAGCGUGGAAA
Messenger RNA from Gallus gallus (chicken), 4835 nucleotides. RefSeq names its product translation initiation factor IF-2-like. The transcript has 2 exons. The coding region runs from base 2142 to 3044 and encodes 300 amino acids. NCBI's taxonomy places the organism in Eukaryota, Metazoa, Chordata, Aves, Galliformes, Phasianidae. The record is from RefSeq and is a predicted model, not a curated record.